Molecule: messenger RNA, 1049 nt
Organism: Salvia miltiorrhiza (redroot sage)
Lineage: Eukaryota; Viridiplantae; Streptophyta; Magnoliopsida; Lamiales; Lamiaceae
Product: probable 2-oxoglutarate-dependent dioxygenase AOP1.2
Exons: 3
Molecular function (GO): dioxygenase activity
Source: RefSeq, a predicted model, not a curated record
UCCUGCAACACCAACGGCGUCGGCCGGAAAUUUGACGGAGAUGUGUUGCAACGACGUUUGAAAGGCGACUUGAUCUCAUCACUGCAACAGCUAUUCGAUCUCCCAACUCAAACAAAGGUCCAAAACAAGUCCUCUAAGCCCCUCUACGGCUACGUCGGCCAAAUCCCCUUCCUUCCUCUCUACGAAAGCAUGGGCAUCGACGACGCCCACACCAUCCAAGGAAUCCAAAAUUUCUCUAACGUCAUGUGGCAUAAUGGAAACCCCGCCUUCGAUGAAAAUCUUGUGGUGUACACAAAGUUGGCGGCGGAGGUGGAGAGGAUAGCAGUGCGAAUGGUGUGCGAGAGCUAUGGUGUCGGAAAACACUACGACUCAUACGUGGAAUCUGCAAACUACCUGUGCAGAGUGAUGAAGUACAGAGAGCCUAAGAUUGGUGAAAACAAAAUGGCAUUUGUGACACACACAGACAAAAGUUUUAUGUCAACUAUCCAUCAAAAUCAAGUUGAUGGUCUCCAGAUUAAAGCCAAAGAUGGUGAAUGGUUCACCGUUCAUCACCUCUCUCCCUCCUCCAUCAUCGUCAUGGCUGGUGAUGCAAUUAUGGCAUGGAGCAAUAAGAGGAUUAAAUCCCCCCAUCACAGAGUGACAAUGGAGGGAAACGAAGCAAGAUACUCGAUCGCUCAAUUCUCAUUCAUGGAGAAAGAUAUGGUGGCGACGCCCGAUGAAUUUGUGGACAAAGAUCAUCCACUGCAAUACAAGCCAUUUGAUCACCUCAAAUUUCUUGAUUUUUUCAGCCAAGAAGAGAACCGAAGGCUGGAGAGUGCUAUCACAACCUAUUGUGGCGUUUCACAGUAAUGCCAUUUCCCAACUGUUUUAAUAAAUUGUGUGCAAGGAAACUAAAUAUGGUAUUGGUGUGUAUUGGUUUUCAUUGUUGGUUUGCAACUUAAUUAAUUAUAAGAGUUUUUGUUUUGCAAAAAUGUAAGUGUGCGGGGCUAUAUACCUUCUUGUACUUGCUGUUUGGAAUAAUAAAAUUUCAACUACUAUUUGUUUUGGAA